UGCCGUUCCCGCGGUGCGGUUAGUUUGGUUUCGAAAGCACGCGAGUUCGGUUCGGUUUUGCGAAGGAGCACGCAUCCCCUGUGGAGGCCUAAGGACAAACCGAGCGGUCCAUUGCAGUCCACGAGAGCGGCGGCCGGACACAAAAGGAUUACUCGAUUGGAUAUUCAACUCCCACCGAGCAAAUUAGCGGUUAAGGAUGAAAAUGUGUGCUUAUCAUAUCAACCGAAAAGUUAUUGCCUAAGGGCAAAAGUGCAUUCCAGGAGAAGGGUUCGCCCCUUGAGUUUACUUUUCGGUGUGUUUUUCGUGUGACGGUUCCGGUUUUCUGUGGUUGUGGAAAUGUCCGACUUCCCGUUGAAUAACUCGCUGGUCGAGUUUAUGGUGUUGUCCGAAGAUAUGAGUAAUGGUGUGAACUCCACCGUAGAAAGUUUAGCGAAAACAGUGCAGCACACGAUUGGGAAACCCUGCCGUAUUCUCAUAGCCCUUUCGUACAUCUUCGGUUGCGUCGGUAAUCUGAUAGCCCUUAUCUAUCUCUGGAACAGGAAAAACGUGCGGAACACCAAACAUUCCUUGAUGUUAAAAUGUUUACUCACAAACGACCUAAUUGGAUUAACGGGCAUGUUUGCCCAGAUGUACUUACAAGCCUAUCUGCCGAAGCAGAUCAUCAACGAGAAUAUGCACCAUUUUUGCAUCUUCCGAGUAAUUUGGCGCGUGUUCGGUAUUAGUUCCGGCUGCGUCGCAUUCGUCAUGGCGCUCGAGCGGUACAUCGCACUUACCAAGCCGUUCUUCUAUCACAAGCAUGUGUCCGAUAAAAUGAUAAGAAGAUCGAUAUUCCUGCUCUGGGCGGUUGGGGCGUUCUUUACAUUUCUUCCGUUGUUUGGCUUCGGAAUCUACUAUGACGAGCGAAAGCAAGUGUGCAUCAGAUAUCGGGAUGCCACCGAAAUGAUGGACGUCGCAUACGCGUAUCUUUUUUUCAGCGUUGGCAUCAUCCUAUGCAGCGGUAUCGUGAUAUGUAAUUUGAGCGUGCGAAAAGUUUUGUAUCGUUCCCAUCACAAAAUGCGUCGCCAGUUCAGUUCGAUUCAACCAAUUCCAAUGCUGAACCGCUCCACCAUGCGUAGUCCUCAAAAGUCUGCAAGUUUCCAUGAUUCGUCUAUUUUUCGCAUGAUUGGGGAACCCACGACAGAGGAAAUACGCUUUGCGAAGCUGAUGACAUUCCUAAGUAUCAGCUUUUUGGCCUGCUGGCUUCCACAAAUGGUCUCGAUUCUCCUAGCCCAGCUGCUGAGACCAGAGAUGAAGGCCCGGUUUAGCUGGUUCUUCCGCUUGUCAGAUAUUCUGAUCCUGCUGCACUUCAUGCUCGAUCCGUACAUCUAUGUGCUACUGAGGCAGAGCGGUCGCAGCGAUUUGCGAACCAUGAUCCGGUUGGCGUGGCCAGCGCGUAAAGCCCCCGCGAAGGAGAAAGGACGGGACACAGUGACCACGACGGACACGAGUGAUUGAGGGAGAAAGUUACGUUUCUCGAAAUAUCCCAUCUAUUUAUAUAGCGGAGUUAGGCGAAGACUUGACGCAGGGAUGUUUUUUGAUACUCUCUACACAUAUUUACCGUUUUAUAGUCGAUUUGAACAAAGUUCAAAUCGUUUGCGUACAAAAUUUUGUUUGAAUGUGAUCAAACGUUGUCGAACAACUAUCAUACAGUUACCAAAUGAAGAUGAAUCUACAAAUAA
Molecule: messenger RNA, 1718 nt
Organism: Toxorhynchites rutilus septentrionalis
Lineage: Eukaryota; Metazoa; Arthropoda; Insecta; Diptera; Culicidae
Product: prostaglandin E2 receptor EP4 subtype
Exons: 6
Coding region: 337-1494 (385 amino acids)
Biological process (GO): adenylate cyclase-activating G protein-coupled receptor signaling pathway; inflammatory response; positive regulation of cytosolic calcium ion concentration
Cellular component (GO): plasma membrane
Molecular function (GO): G protein-coupled receptor activity
Source: RefSeq, a predicted model, not a curated record